Molecule: messenger RNA, 1444 nt
Organism: Suncus etruscus (white-toothed pygmy shrew)
Lineage: Eukaryota; Metazoa; Chordata; Mammalia; Eulipotyphla; Soricidae
Gene: CABP1
Product: calcium binding protein 1
Exons: 6
Coding region: 1-1002 (333 amino acids)
Molecular function (GO): calcium ion binding
Source: RefSeq, a predicted model, not a curated record
AUGGGCGGCGGCGACGGGGCCGCCCUGAAGCGGCCGGGGGACGGCGCCCGCCUGCAGCGCGCCCUGGGGCUGGGCUCCCGCCGCGCGCCCCGCGCCCUGCCCGCCGGGGCCCCCGCGCGCCCCGCGCCGGGCCAUGCGCGCCCGGGCCCCGCCGCGAUGAGCGCGCAGCUCGCCAAGAGCGAGUCCGAGACGUCGCUGCUCCGGACGGCCGCGGCCGGCGGGGGCGGCCGGGCCCCCCGCCACGGCCCGGCCCGCGAGCCCGGCGCGGGGCUGCUGCGCUCCGGGGACCCCAGCUCGCGCCGGCCGCUGUGCCGGCCCGCGCCCCGCGAGGAGGGCGCGCGGGGCAGCCGCCGCGGGCCCCGGGAGCCGCCGCCGCCCCGACCCUCGCCGGCCCGCGGGCGGGACGCGGGGGCGCCCGGCCGGUCGCCCCGGCUCGGCCUCCGGGGCUCGCUGCGCGCCCGGGCGGGCGGGGACGCCGCGUCCGAAGCAGACCCGCUGCUGCUGCACCAGCUGCGCCCCAUGCUCAGCUCCGCCUUCGGCCAGGACAGAUCUCUGCGACCGGAGGAGAUCGAAGAGCUCCGGGAGGCCUUCCGGGAGUUCGACAAGGACAAGGACGGCUACAUCAACUGCAGGGACCUGGGCAACUGCAUGCGCACCAUGGGCUACAUGCCCACCGAGAUGGAGCUCAUCGAGCUGUCCCAGCAGAUCAACAUGAACCUGGGUGGCCAUGUGGACUUCGACGACUUCGUGGAGUUAAUGGGUCCCAAACUCCUGGCGGAGACGGCAGACAUGAUCGGAGUCAAGGAGCUCCGAGAUGCUUUCAGAGAGUUUGACACCAACGGCGACGGGGAGAUCAGCACCAGCGAGCUGCGGGAGGCCAUGAGGAAGCUCCUGGGCCAUCAGGUGGGACACCGGGACAUAGAGGAGAUCAUCCGAGACGUGGACCUCAACGGGGAUGGACGAGUGGACUUCGAAGAAUUUGUCCGGAUGAUGUCCCGCUGAGGCCUGGAGGGCCCCUCGAGGACUGCCAAACUCCCCGGGCCGGGAGAGGAGCACGGGGCCUGCCUCAGCCCGCCUCACCCGCCGCCACCGCUGCCUCCGCCGAGCGCCCAGGGCGGCAGGUGGAAGGAGCCUGCCUGCACCCCGGGGAGCCCCCGGACCCCGCCCCUCUGCACUGUGAAAGACUCUCCUGCAACUGGAAAGGGAGGCGCCGGCCGCCGCCGAGGGGCCCAGUGCCAAGCCGGCAGAGGUCCUGCCAGGUGCCCAGUGCCAGGGACCAGCCGCCGCUGGCCGGGCGGGCCGGGGAGCCAGCCAGAGCCCGCACCAACGCAUGCCCGCUCCCGGGGGCUCAGCCUCAGCCUCAGCCUCAGCGUCCCCUGGCUCUGUGCCAUCCUUGCUCGCCCCAGCCCGUCUCUCCCGACCAAUAAAGGGUUUCCAAAGGAAA